GAAGAGGAGGAGGAAAGGAGAGCCCGAGCCCGAGCCUGAGGCAGAGGACGAGAGACUGACCUACCAGGCUCCAGAUAGUGAAGGAAGUUUGAGAGGUGAAGAGGAGUCAGGAGCUCCCAGGACCGCUACCCAGAGCCAGGAGGGGACUCUGCCUCCCAGCCCAGCCCCGGGCUCCGACCACCCCUGCCCCACCGAGCCGGCUCCGGACCCCGUCCACGGGGAUCUGAAGGCGCUCCACGCCGCCCCCAGCCCUGUCCUCUGGACCCAGGAUCGGGACUCCCGACAGCUUGUCUUAGCCCCUUCCUCGGACUUCGCCCGACCCCCGAAGCGAUCACGAUGAACAACAGUAACUACCCCGAGGGCCUGGGCGAGGAGAUGGAGGAGAUGCCGUCCACGGAGAAGGACCUGGCCGAGGACGCGCCGUGGAAGAAGAUCCAGCAGAACACCUUCACCCGCUGGUGUAACGAGCAUUUAAAGUGCGUGGGCAAGCGCCUGGGGGACCUCCAGAGGGACCUGAGCGACGGCCUGCGCCUCAUCGCCUUGCUCGAGGUGCUGAGCCAGAAGCGCAUGUACCGCAAGUUCCACCCGCGGCCCAACUUUCGCCAGAUGAAACUCGAAAACGUGUCCGUGGCUCUCGAGUUCUUGGAGCGCGAACACAUCAAGCUGGUGUCCAUCGAUAGCAAGGCCAUUGUGGAUGGGAACUUAAAGCUGAUCCUGGGUCUUAUCUGGACCCUGAUCCUGCACUACUCCAUCUCCAUGCCCAUGUGGGAGGAUGAGGAUGAUGAAGAUGCUCGCAAACAGACCCCCAAGCAGCGGUUACUUGGCUGGAUCCAGAAUAAGGUGCCCCAGCUGCCCAUCACCAACUUCAACAGAGAUUGGCAGGAUGGCAAGGCCCUGGGGGCCCUGGUGGACAACUGUGCCCCUGGCCUGUGUCCCAACUGGGAGGCGUGGGAUCCCAACCAGCCAGUGGAGAAUGCCCGAGAGGCAAUGCAACAGGCUGAUGACUGGUUAGGUGUGCCACAGGUGAUUGCCCCUGAGGAGAUCGUGGACCCCAAUGUGGAUGAGCACUCUGUCAUGACCUACCUGUCCCAGUUCCCAAAGGCCAAGCUCAAACCUGGAGCCCCUGUUCGAUCCAAGCAGUUGAAUCCCAAGAAGGCCACAGCCUAUGGGCCUGGCAUCGAGCCUCAUGGGAACACAGUGCUUCAGCCAGCCCAUUUUACUGUGCAGACAGUAGAUGCAGGACUGGGGGAGGUACUCGUGUACAUUGAGGACCCCGAAGGCCACACUGAAGAGGCCAAAGUGGUUCCCAAUAAUGACAAGGACCGGACCUAUGCUGUUUCCUAUGUCCCCAAGGUGGCAGGGCUACACAAGGUAACAGUGCUCUUUGCUGGCCAAAAUAUCGAGCGCAGCCCCUUUGAGGUGAACGUGGGCAUGGCCCUGGGUGAUGCUAACAAAGUGUCAGCUCGAGGACCUGGUCUAGAGCCAGUGGGCAAUGUGGCCAACAAACCCACCUACUUUGAUAUCUACACUGCAGGAGCAGGAAAUGGCGAUGUUUCUGUGGUGAUUGUUGACCCUCAGGGUCGGCGGGACACAGUGGAAGUGGCGUUGGAGGAUAAGGGUGACAGCACCUUCCGCUGCACCUACCGGCCUGUGCUUGAGGGGCCCCACACGGUACACGUGGCCUUUGCUGGGUCCCCCAUCAGUCGAAGCCCUUUCCCUGUCCAUGUGGCUGAAGCUUGCAACCCAAACGCCUGCCGGGCAACAGGCCGAGGCCUCCAGCCCAAGGGUGUCCGAGUGAAGGAGGUUGCGGAUUUCAAGGUGUUCACUAAGGGUGCGGGCAGUGGAGAGCUCAAAGUCACCGUGAAAGGGCCAAAGGGUACAGAGGAGCCAGUGAAGGUGCGGGAGGCAGGUGACGGCGUGUAUGAAUGUGAAUACUAUCCUGUGGUGCCUGGAAAAUAUGUGGUCACCAUCACAUGGGGUGGCUAUGCCAUCCCACGCAGUCCCUUCGAGGUACAGGUGAGUCCUGAGGCUGGAGUCCAGAAAGUGCGAGCCUGGGGCCCUGGCCUGGAGACUGGCCAAGUGGGCAAGUCAGCAGACUUUGUGGUGGAGGCCAUUGGCACAGAGGUGGGAACACUGGGCUUCUCCAUCGAGGGACCAUCCCAGGCUAAGAUUGAAUGUGAUGACAAGGGAGAUGGCUCGUGUGAUGUGCGUUACUGGCCUACAGAGCCAGGGGAGUAUGCCGUUCAUGUCAUCUGUGAUGAUGAAGAUAUCCGGGACUCUCCCUUCAUUGCCCACAUUCAGCCUGCCGCACCAGACUGUUUCCCAGAUAAGGUGAAGGCCUUUGGACCAGGGCUAGAGCCUACAGGCUGCAUCGUGGACAAACCAGCAGAGUUCACCAUUGAUGCCCGCGCUGCUGGCAAAGGUGACCUCAAGCUCUAUGCCCAGGAUGCUGAAGGCUGCCCUAUUGAUAUCAAGGUGGUUCCCAAUGGAGAUGGCACUUUCCGAUGCUCCUAUGUGCCCACCAAGCCCAUCAAGCAUACCAUCAUUGUCACCUGGGGAGGGGUCAAUGUCCCAAAGAGCCCCUUCCGGGUAAAUGUGGGGGAGGGCAGUCACCCUGAGAAGGUGAGAGUGUAUGGUCCAGGAGUGGAGAAAACUGGCCUCAAGGCUAAUGAACCAACCUACUUUACUGUGGACUGCAGCGAAGCUGGACAAGGGGAUGUGAGCAUAGGCAUUAAGUGUGCCCCAGGCGUUGUGGGUCCUGUGGAAGCCGACAUUGAUUUUGAUAUCAUCAAGAAUGACAAUGAUACCUUCACUGUCAAGUACACGCCCCCUGGGGCUGGCCACUACACCAUCAUGGUGCUGUUCGCUAACCAGGAAAUCCCAGCCAGCCCCUUCCACAUCAAAGUGGACCCAUCCCAUGAUGCCAGCAAGGUCAGAGCCGAGGGUCCAGGGCUCAACCGCACGGGUGUGGAAGUUGGGAAGCCAACACACUUUACGGUGCUGACCAAGGGUGCUGGGAAGGCCAAGCUGGAUGUUCACUUUGCUGGGGCAGCAAAGGGAGAGGCUGUUCGAGAUUUUGAGAUCAUUGACAACCAUGACUAUUCCUACACUGUCAAGUAUACAGCUGUCCAGCAGGGUAACAUGGCAGUCACUGUGACUUACGGUGGGGAUCCUGUCCCUAAAAGCCCCUUUGUGGUGAAUGUGGCACCCCCUUUGGACCUCAGCAAGGUCAAAGUUCAAGGCCUUAACAGCAAGGUAGCUGUGGGACAGGAGCAGGCAUUUUCAGUGAACACUCGGGGUGCAGGCGGCCAGGGACAGUUAGAUGUACGAAUGACUUCGCCUUCACGCCGCCCCAUCCCCUGCAAGUUGGAGCCAGGAGGUGGAGCAGAGGCCCAGGCUGUUCGAUACAUGCCUCCUGAGGAGGGGCCUUACAAGGUGGACAUCACCUACGAUGGUCACCCAGUGCCUGGCAGCCCCUUUGCCGUUGAGGGUGUCCUGCCCCCUGACCCCUCCAAGGUGUGCGCCUAUGGCCCUGGACUCAAGGGUGGCUUGGUGGGUACACCAGCACCGUUUUCCAUCGACACCAAGGGUGCAGGAACAGGAGGCCUGGGGCUGACAGUAGAAGGUCCCUGUGAGGCCAAGAUUGAAUGCCAGGAUAAUGGAGAUGGCUCAUGUGCGGUAAGCUACCUGCCCACAGAGCCAGGUGAGUAUACCAUCAAUAUCCUCUUUGCUGAGGCCCACAUUCCUGGCUCACCCUUCAAGGCAGACAUCCGACCAGUCUUUGACCCUAGCAAGGUUCGGGCUAGUGGGCCUGGGCUGGAGCGAGGUAAGGCUGGUGAAGCGGCCACCUUCACCGUGGACUGCUCAGAAGCGGGAGAGGCCGAGCUGACCAUCGAGAUCCUGUCUGAUGCCGGAGUGAAGGCUGAGGUGCUGAUCCACAACAAUGCUGAUGGCACCUACCACAUCACCUACAGCCCUGCUUUCCCUGGCAUCUACACCAUCACCAUCAAAUAUGGAGGACACCCUGUCCCCAAAUUCCCUUCCCGGGUCCACGUCCAGCCUGCGGUUGAUACUAGCGGCAUCAAGGUCUCUGGGCCUGGUGUGGAGCCCCAUGGUGUUCUCCGAGAGGUGACCACAGAGUUCACCGUGGACGCUCGAUCCUUGACUGCUACAGGUGGGAACCAUGUGACAGCACGGGUGCUCAAUCCAUCGGGAGCUAAGACUGACACCUACGUGACAGACAACGGGGACGGCACCUACCGAGUGCAGUACACCGCCUAUGAAGAGGGCGUCCACUUGGUGGAGGUGUUAUACGAUGAAGUGGCAGUUCCCAAGAGUCCAUUCCGAGUUGGUGUGACUGAAGGCUGUGACCCAUCCCGCGUGCGGGCCUAUGGGCCUGGCCUAGAGGGAGGGCUGGUCAACAAGGCUAACCGCUUCACCGUGGAGACCAGGGGAGCUGGCACUGGGGGCCUGGGCCUGGCUAUUGAGGGUCCCUCAGAAGCAAAGAUGUCCUGCAAAGACAACAAGGAUGGCAGCUGCAGCGUGGAGUAUAUCCCCUUCACCCCUGGAGACUAUGAUGUCAACAUCACCUUUGGAGGGCGUCCUAUCCCAGGGAGCCCAUUCCGAGUACCAGUGAAGGAUGUGGUAGAUCCUGGAAAGGUGAAGUGUUCAGGCCCUGGUCUGGGAGCUGGUGUCCGAGCUAGAGUCCCCCAGACCUUCACAGUAGAUUGUAGUCAAGCUGGACGAGCCCCGCUGCAGGUGGCAGUGGUAGGACCCACAGGAGUGGCAGAACCAGUCGAGGUGCGAGAUAAAGGGGAUGGUACCCACACUGUGAACUAUACCCCAGCCACUGAUGGCCCAUACACUGUGGCUGUCAAGUAUGCUGACCAGGAAGUGCCACGCAGCCCCUUCAAGAUCAAGGUGCUGCCAGCUCAUGAUGCCAGCAAGGUCCGAGCAAGCGGUCCUGGGCUCAAUGCUUCAGGCAUCCCAGCCAGCCUUCCUGUGGAGUUCACCAUCGAUGCCAGAGAUGCUGGAGAGGGACUGCUUACUGUCCAGAUUCUGGACCCUGAGGGCAAACCCAAAAAGGCCAAUAUCCGAGACAACGGGGAUGGCACAUACACUGUAUCCUACCUGCCAGAUAUGAGUGGUCGAUACACCAUCACCAUCAAGUAUGGGGGUGAUGAGAUCCCCUACUCCCCCUUCCGAAUCCAUGCCUUGCCCACUGGGGAUGCCAGCAAGUGCCUUGUCACUGUGUCCAUCGGCGGUCAUGGCCUAGGUGCAUGCCUGGGUCCUCGCAUUCAGAUUGGGGAGGAGACGGUUAUCACAGUGGAUGCCAAGGCAGCAGGAAAGGGCAAGGUGACAUGCACGGUGUCGACCCCAGAUGGGGCAGAGCUGGAUGUGGAUGUUGUAGAAAACCAUGACGGCACCUUUGACAUCUACUACACUGCCCCUGAGCCGGGCAAGUAUGUCAUCACCAUCCGGUUUGGAGGAGAACACAUUCCUAACAGCCCCUUCCAUGUAUUGGCGUGUGACCCCAUUCCCCACGUGGAGGAGCCGUGUGAUACCCUACAGCUGCGCCAGCCCUUCCCUACACACCAGCCCAGUAGCUACCCCACCCAUUGGGCCACAGAUGAGCCAGUGGUCCCAGCAGAGCCCAUGGAGUCCAUGUUGAGACCCUUCAACUUGGUUAUCCCAUUUACAGUCCAGAAGGGAGAGAUCACAGGUGAGGUGCGGAUGCCCUCGGGGAAGACUGCAAGGCCCAAUAUCACAGAUAAUAAGGAUGGCACCAUCACAGUGAGGUACGCGCCCAGUGAGAAGGGACUACACGAGAUGGGAAUCAAAUAUGAUGGCAAUCACAUUCCUGGGAGUCCCAUGCAGUUCUAUGUUGAUGCCAUCAAUAGCCGCCAUGUGAGUGCCUAUGGGCCAGGCCUGAGCCACGGCAUGGUCAACAAGCCAGCCACCUUCACAAUUGUCACCAAGGAUGCUGGGGAAGGGGGCCUGUCUCUUGCUGUGGAAGGCCCAUCUAAGGCAGAGAUCACCUGUAAGGACAAUAAGGAUGGCACCUGUACAGUAUCCUACCUCCCUACCGCUCCCGGGGACUAUAGCAUCAUAGUCCGUUUUGAUGACAAGCACAUCCCAGGGAGUCCCUUCACUGCCAAGAUCACAGGUGAUGACUCAAUGCGGACUUCACAGUUGAAUGUGGGCACAUCCACGGACGUGUCACUGAAGAUCACCGAGAGUGAUCUGAGUCUGCUGACGGCCAGCAUCCGGGCUCCCUCGGGCAAUGAGGAGCCCUGCCUGCUCAAGAGGCUGCCUAACCGGCAUAUUGGUAUCUCAUUCACGCCCAAAGAGGUGGGCGAGCAUGUAGUGAGCGUUCGAAAGAGUGGGAAGCAUGUCACCAACAGUCCCUUCAAGAUUCUUGUGGGGCCUUCAGAGAUUGGUGAUGCUAGCAAAGUUCGAGUGUGGGGCAAAGGUCUGUCAGAAGGCCACACCUUCCAGGUGGCAGAAUUCAUUGUGGACACAAGGAAUGCAGGGUAUGGUGGUCUGGGGCUGAGCAUUGAAGGUCCCAGCAAGGUGGACAUCAACUGUGAGGACAUGGAGGAUGGGACUUGUAAAGUGACCUACUGUCCCACCGAGCCCGGCAACUACACCAUUAACAUCAAGUUUGCUGACAAGCAUGUGCCUGGGAGCCCAUUCACUGUGAAGGUUACUGGAGAGGGACGGAUGAAGGAAAGUAUCACCCGCCGCCGGCAGGCAGCUUCCAUUGCCUCUGUAGGGAGCACCUGUGACCUCAACCUCAAGAUCCCAGGAAACUGGUUCCAGAUGGUUUCUGCCCAGGAGCGCCUGACCAGAACAUUCACAAGGAGUAGUCAUACAUAUACACGGACAGAGAGGACAGAGAUCAGCAAAACACGGGGUGGAGAAACCAAGCGAGAGGUCAGGGUGGAGGAGUCCACUCAAGUUGGGGGAGACCCCUUCCCUGCCGUCUUUGGAGAUUUCCUGGGUCGUGAACGCAUUGGCUCUUUUGGCAGUAUUAGCAGGCAGCAGGAAGGUGAGGCAGGCUCCCAGGACAUGACAGCCCAGGUGACAAGCCCGUCAGGGAAGACUGAAGAAGCAGAGAUCCUGGAGGGAGAGAAUAGUGCCUACAGCGUGCGUUUUGUGCCCAAAGAGAUGGGGCCUCACACCGUCACUGUCAAGUAUCGUGGCCAGCAUGUGCCCGGCAGCCCCUUCCAGUUCACCGUGGGGCCCCUUGGUGAAGGGGGUGCCCACAAGGUGCGAGCUGGGGGCACAGGACUUGAGCGUGCUGUUGCUGGAGUGCCAGCUGAAUUCAGCAUCUGGACCCGGGAGGCAGGUGCUGGAGGCCUAUCUAUUGCUGUGGAGGGGCCCAGCAAGGCUGAGAUCGCAUUUGAGGACCGCAAGGAUGGUUCCUGUGGUGUCUCCUACAUCGUGCAGGAACCAGGUGACUAUGAGGUCUCCAUCAAGUUCAAUGAUGAACACAUCCCCGACAGCCCCUUCGUGGUACCUGUGGCCUCCCUCUCUGAUGAUGCCCGGCGCCUCACCGUUACUAGCCUUCAGGAGACUGGACUGAAGGUGAACCAACCAGCUUCCUUUGCAGUACAGCUGAAUGGUGCCCGUGGUGUGAUUGAUGCCAGGGUCCACACCCCCUCAGGGGCUGUAGAGGAGUGCUACGUCUCUGAGCUAGACAGCGACAAGCACACCAUUCGCUUUAUCCCUCAUGAGAAUGGUGUCCAUUCUAUCGAUGUCAAGUUCAAUGGUUCUCACAUCCCUGGGAGCCCCUUCAAGAUUCGAGUUGGAGAGCAAAGCCAAGCUGGAGACCCAGGGCUGGUCUCAGCCUAUGGUCCUGGGCUUGAGGGAGGAACUACUGGUGUGUCCUCUGAGUUCAUCGUGAACACCUUGAAUGCCGGCUCAGGGGCCUUGUCUGUUACCAUUGAUGGCCCCUCCAAAGUGCAGCUGGACUGUCGGGAAUGCCCAGAGGGCCAUGUGGUCACCUACACCCCUAUGGCCCCAGGCAACUACCUCAUCGCCAUCAAAUAUGGCGGCCCCCAGCACAUUGUGGGCAGCCCCUUCAAGGCUAAGGUUACAGGGCCCCGGCUGUCAGGAGGCCACAGCCUUCAUGAGACCUCCACGGUGCUGGUGGAGACAGUGACCAAGUCAUCCUCCAGCCGUGGCUCCAGCUACAGCUCCAUCCCCAAGUUCUCCUCAGAUGCCAGCAAGGUGGUGACCAGGGGCCCCGGGCUGACCAAGGCCUUCAUAGGCCAGAAGAACUCCUUCACAGUGGACUGUAGCAAAGCAGGCACCAACAUGAUGAUGGUGGGUGUACAUGGGCCCAAGACUCCCUGUGAGGAAGUAUACGUGAAGCACAUGGGAAAUCGAGUGUACAACGUCACCUACACUGUCAAGGAAAAGGGGGACUACAUCCUCAUUGUCAAGUGGGGAGAUGAAAGUGUCCCAGGCAGUCCCUUCAAAGUCAAUGUGCCCUGAGCCCCCAAACUGCUUCCCCCAGCCCCACACCCUCCCUGGCUAAAAACACACACACACACACACACACACACACAUACACAACACACACACACACACACACACACACAGAUUUCCAAUACAGACAUGUGCAGAUGCAGAGACACACCCACAUACAUGAACACCUGAUUUGGGGAAAAGGCCUGUCCUUGGACUGGGGGAGCUGAAUGAACAGAUUCUCCCACUGACCCCUCUGGGAGAAUAGGGGAACUUUGUCUGCUGAUUGAAGACAUUGUCGAUCCCCUAGAAUGUGAUUCUGGUAGGAUGAGUGGAGACCUCAUUCUCCUCACUCCUAACCAGGGCCAGAGGGCUAGUGGGCAGGGACAUAGAUUGACUGAGCUGGGGGAAUUCAGGGGGGUGCAUGUGUGUGAUUGUGUGUGUGUGAUUGCUCCAAAGUGCACUGAUAACUAAGACCCUGGGACAGCUCCCCCUGCCUCCCCUCCCCAAACUUUUCUAGGACUCUUCCCCCCAUCCCCCGAAGACUGUGCCUUGCCCCUCUGACAGCCAGACGUCUAUGGUGCUAAGGACUCUUAAGAAGCUAAAGAAGAAAAACCAUUCGGAGAAAAGAGUACAGAUGGAGAAAUAACAGCACCCUGGCUGGCCCUGGACUCAGAGGGUUUUGUACACUUCGCCCAGCCCAGCUUUCUUGGGGCCUGGUUUUUUUCUUGUUGUUAUUUUUAAUUGUUGCACAGCUCUGCCCCAAUGGGGGCCUUUUGUACACUUCGCGCAGCCCAGCAUGGAGCUACUUGGGUAAAAAAUCAUCAAACAUGCCCAAAUAAAGUAUGGCCUGUCGCAGA
Vombatus ursinus (common wombat) is the source of this 9335-nucleotide messenger RNA. It is a transcript of the gene FLNC, whose product is annotated as filamin C. The record is from RefSeq and is a predicted model, not a curated record. The transcript is spliced from 48 exons. Gene Ontology annotation, biological process: actin cytoskeleton organization. NCBI's taxonomy places the organism in Eukaryota, Metazoa, Chordata, Mammalia, Diprotodontia, Vombatidae. Bases 337 to 8502 code for a protein of 2721 amino acids. Gene Ontology annotation, molecular function: actin filament binding.